Phragmites australis (common reed) is the source of this 591-nucleotide messenger RNA. RefSeq lists its product as uncharacterized. The record is from RefSeq and is a predicted model, not a curated record. The transcript has a single exon. Lineage: Eukaryota; Viridiplantae; Streptophyta; Magnoliopsida; Poales; Poaceae. The coding region runs from base 1 to 591 and encodes 196 amino acids.
AUGCCACCCAAGAAGAAAUCGAAGCCAGCCGGAACAGCGGAGGUGUUACUGGAACCCCCAGCCCCGACCGGGCCUUCGGCUGAUAGCCCCACUUCGGCCAUACCAGGAUCAAGUAAUGAUUUGGCCGGGGGAGCUUUGGCUGGACGAGAACGGCACUGCGAGGUUGAAAUAGGACCACAACAACCCAGUGAUGGCCGCCAGGGCGAAGCAGUCCGAGUUAGCACGGAGCAAAUGCCGGUCAUGGAACCAAUAGAUCGCACGCACUUUGAUCCUCCAGAAAAAGAAGGCGAAAGGGAGCGAAAUGAAGAAUGGGAGGACCUCGACGACUUCGCAGAGUUUGAGCAUGAGGAAGAAAAAAAUGAAGAAAGAACAGCAAGGCUAGAAGCGGAAGAGUUGGAAAGGCAGCUAGCGCAAAAGAAGCGCAUGUUGGAUGGCCUAGCGGCGAGUCAAAAAGCCGGAGAGUACCGCAGGCGGGCGGAUGAAGCUAGAAAAACAUUGGAAAAAAUCCAGGAAGAAAUCGAUAUGCUCCACCAAGCGGAGGGCAUGUCUCGCCGGCCAACUCCGCCGGGAGACUUGAUACGAGCUUCAUAG